Effrenium voratum is the source of this 234-nucleotide messenger RNA. The record is from the annotation of a GenBank genome assembly. Lineage: Eukaryota; Dinophyceae; Suessiales; Symbiodiniaceae.
AUGGCGGAAAUCGAGUUGGAGCGCCCAACCAAGGACGCCAAUUUCGAUGGCAGCAUCAGUGAGGAUGAGAUGGCUGCGGCGCUCAAGGCACGCUCGGGUCUCGGGCUUCAGGGAAGCGUGCUGAAUCCCAAGAUGAGCACGGAGACCACCAAGAAGCUCUUCGCGCAGGCGGACCUCAACAAGGAUGGGCGCCUGGACAUCCAAGAGUUUGUAUCAUGGCUUUGGCCCAGCUGA